This is a messenger RNA of Hipposideros armiger (great roundleaf bat), 3075 nucleotides long. It is a transcript of the gene ZNF792, whose product is annotated as zinc finger protein 792. NCBI's taxonomy places the organism in Eukaryota, Metazoa, Chordata, Mammalia, Chiroptera, Hipposideridae. Gene Ontology annotation, molecular function: DNA-binding transcription repressor activity, RNA polymerase II-specific; RNA polymerase II cis-regulatory region sequence-specific DNA binding. Gene Ontology annotation, cellular component: nucleoplasm. Gene Ontology annotation, biological process: regulation of immune system process; negative regulation of transcription by RNA polymerase II; regulation of cytokine production. The record is from RefSeq and is a predicted model, not a curated record. The transcript is spliced from 5 exons. Bases 212 to 1678 code for a protein of 488 amino acids.
GGCCAGGACCCUCCUCCGCGCCUUCGAAUGAGCCGUGACAGCCGUGACGAGGGGUCCGCGUCACGAAGGGGAGCCCUGAGCCCCGCGAGCCUUCUCCACCGGGAGACAGAGGUUAGCAAGUGUGACCCCAGUCCGGGUCACACCUCGCCCCGGGCAAGGCAAGGCGGCAGGUAGACUGAGCCCGCGACACCGGCUUCGGCCACCCACCUCGAUGGCGGCGACGCUGAGGGACCCGGCACAGGACUGUGUGACCUUUGAGGACGUGACCAUUUACUUCUCCCAGGAGGAGUGGGGACUCCUUGAUGAGGCUCAGAGACUCCUGUACUGUGAUGUGAUGCUGGAGAACUUUGCGCUGAUAGCAUCACUGGGACUUACCUCUUUCAGGUCCCACGUAGUUGCCCAGCUGGAGAUGGGAGCAGAGCCCUGGGUGCCUGACAGAGUGGACAUGACUUCAGCCAUGGCAAGAGGGGCAUAUAGAGGACCUGGUCCUGAUAUUUGCCAUGGAGUGGAAGGUGAGGAAUCACCUUCUGAGCAUAGCGUUUCUGUAGAAGGAGUGUCACAGCACCGGAAUCCAAAGGCAGCUUUAUCCACUCAGAAGGACUACCCUUGUGACAUGUGUGACCUACACUUGAAAGACAUUUUGCAUCUGGCUGAACACCAGGCAACAUAUCCCAGUCAGAAACCAUAUAAGUAUGAGGCAAAUGGGAAGGAGUUCGAGUUCAAUGCAGACCUUCACCAGCAAAAAAUGCAGCAGGAUGUAGAUAAGUCUAUCAGAAGGGGGGAGGGGAGGGCCUCGCUUGUGAAGAGCUGCAGAAAUGACACAUCUGAGAAACCUUUCACAUUCAGGGAGGGUGGGAAGGACAUUGUGGCCAGAUCUGACUUUCUGCAACAUCAGGUCACUCACAGUGUGGAGGAGCCACAACAGGGCACCAAAAGUGUGGGAGAUUUUCAUACCGUGCAAAGCCAUAACAUGCACAGUGAAUCUGGGAACACUGUCAGUGACAAACCUACACUUGCUCAGCACCAGAGAACCCACACUGGAGAAAGGCCUUAUGAGUGCAGUAAAUGCGGGAUAUUCUUUAGCCACACCGCUGGCCUUUUUCAACACCAGAGAGAUCACAAUAGAGGAAAGCCUUAUGAGUGCUGCGAAUGUGGGAAAUUCUUUAGCCAACAUUCCAGUCUCAUUAAACAUCAGAGAGUUCACACUGGUGAAAGCCCCCAUGUAUGCAGCGAAUGUGGGAAAUUCUUUAGCCGAAGCUCCAACCUCAUUCAACAUAAGAGAGUUCACACUGGAGAAAAGCCUUACGAGUGCAAUGAAUGUGGGAAAUUUUUUAGCCAACGCUCCAACCUCAUUCAUCAUAAGAGGAUUCAUACUGGUAAAAGUGCUCAUGAGUGCAGUGAAUGUGGGAAAUCCUUCAACUGCAACUCCAGCCUAAUUAAACAUUGGAGAGUUCACACUGGAGAAAGACCUUAUAAGUGCAAUGAAUGUGGGAAAUUCUUUAGCCAUAUUGCCAGUCUCAUCCAACAUCAGAUAGUUCACACUGGUGAACGGCCUUAUNUCUUUUGGGUUUUCUACANGAUAAACUCUGAGAGUAGUCUUUAUGAGGGAGCCAUCAGCCAGAAGUUGAACCCUGUUCAUCCAAAUAUCCACACUGGGGAGAUUCCCUAUGAAUGCUAGGCAUGUUGGAAGCUUUCUAGAGCUAAGUUGCAUUUUCUGACCAUGGACUUUCCCAGAGUUUUGUCACUACUAGUGUUUGUGGCAGAAGCCAUCUCAACUCUACUGCCAACUCAAUGGCAGGUCUCCAGAGUGUGUAUCAAUAACGGCCUGUGCACAGGGAUGGAAAACCUCUGUUCUCUCUAAGGGAAUUGUGAAUAGCCUGUGGCCAUUAGAGUCCCUCAUUCGCUCCUGUUGUUACUGGUUUAGCUGAGCACAUGACCCAUCUUAGGCCAUGAAGACCUGAGCUGGGUUCUACUGGCAACUUGCUGAGAAGGUUUCCCUUUUUCAAGGACAAUGUUGAUCUCAUAUGAUGCUCAUGAUGAAUUUAUCCAACCACCACAGUACCCAUCCCAACAACUACCUACUUUACACAGCUCUGGUUUGGGUGAUAAUAAGGGUCUUAUUGAUACAGCCACCUUUAAUCUUUUGUGUUCUGAUCACUGUGUGGAAUGGGUGGGUUGAGUACAGAAUUAAGGUCUACCAGAUUAACAGGGUCUCCAAAUUUAUUGCAUCAGAGGGAACAGCAGGAUGGCAGAGAACAGCUCUCAGUCCAGAUUUGGCCUCAUUUGCAUUGCUACUCAGGGCCUCCUAGGAAAAAAUUUAUGGCUUUGAGGAGGCUAAUGUGGUCUGAAUGGCAUGAAUUUUUGUGGACUAGAGAUUACCCUGAGGAAGGGACAUUUGUGACAAACUCCAGUGCACCUGAGAGCAGCAUGAAUUAGGCCCCUUGUUUCCAGGGGAUGCCUCACAUUCCUUAGCACUGUUGAGUAGACACUGUUUACCUGGCACCUGCCCAGGAGCCAUAUACCUUGAAGUCUAACAUCUGGUAUACAGGUGUCUCUAACUUAAGACUUACUGGGCCCAGUUGGGACCAUAAUUUGUACAGAAACCCUGGCGGGUGUGUGUGUGUGUGAGGGGGGGCGGAUUGAUAACAGGGAGCCGGUGAGACUGCAGCAAACUAGAGGGAAUGUACCUGUUCUAAAAGUGCAUCCAGAAUGUUCCCUUGAAUCUGACUAUGCAGGAUUCAGGCUUUGCAGAAAUUCUCAAGAACUCUAGACCUCUGUCCUAUGAGUAAGGUCAUUGGCAGAGCAAAGAAUCUAAAGGUUUUUUGGAUUACUGCAGGUUCACUGUACUGUUCAUCGCAAGACCAUUGCUGCAUUGACAGAAAAAUGGGGACUAAGUGGAGGGAGAUCCUGUACCCCAGGGAUGUAGCAUUUGUGACAUAGCCAUUUUUGCUGCCAUGGCAAGGAGAGAUAAGCAUCAAUAGAGGGUUGCCAAAUCUUCCAGUUUUCUAAAUGAAUGGAGAUCAGAUUUUUACGUGCAACAAUUACUUUUUUUUUUUUUUAAGAUUUUAUUGGGGA